Molecule: messenger RNA, 1165 nt
Organism: Wasmannia auropunctata (little fire ant)
Lineage: Eukaryota; Metazoa; Arthropoda; Insecta; Hymenoptera; Formicidae
Product: multidrug resistance-associated protein 4-like
Exons: 5
Coding region: 257-1165 (302 amino acids)
Biological process (GO): transmembrane transport
Cellular component (GO): membrane
Molecular function (GO): ATP binding; ATP hydrolysis activity; ATPase-coupled transmembrane transporter activity
Source: RefSeq, a predicted model, not a curated record
CACUGUGGUCGGCGCUGUGGGCUCCGGUAAAUCGUCCUUGCUAUAUCUGCUAUUGAAGGAACUAAAUAUUGACUCUGGUUCCGUGAUUCUCACUCAGGACUCCUCCAGGUCUAACUUUCAGGACAAUUUAUCUGAUGGUUACUCUACGAGCAAUUCAAAUUUGCGCAUAUCUUAUGCUAGUCAGGAACCCUGGAUAUUUAAUGGUACUGUGAGAGAAAACAUACUGUUUGGUCAGUUUUUUAACAGGGCCAGAUACAUGCAGGUGACAAAUGUGUGCGCCUUGAGGAAGGAUUUUCGACAGUUUCCACAGGGAGACAUGACGAUAGUCGGCGAUAGAGGUGUAUCACUGUCCGGAGGCCAAAGAAUGCGAAUCAAUCUUGCAAGAGCCGUUUAUAGAAAGGCAGAUCUCUAUUUGCUUGACGAUCCUUUAAGUGCAGUGGAUACUCGCGUUGCUAAACGUAUCUACUGGAAGUGCAUCACCGAGUUUCUCCACAACAAAACGAGGAUACUCGUCACGCAUCAGUUGCAAUUUCUUAAACUGUCGAAUCACAUUGUCGUGCUGGAUAAAGGUUUUGUUAAGAUGCAAGGAGACUAUAACAAAUUAAUACAGUUAGAUAAAGGUUUCAUUAAGAUGAUGAACAAUUUGUGUCACGAUGCGCAGAAAAAGAAAAUAGACAUGAGAGCCUCCGAAAUGAGAAGAAACACGAGACGAGACUCGGAAUUCUCGACCGCAAGUUCUACUCACUCGGAUACCAAUGUUUCGGAUUAUAUGAAGAACAGUUCGGAAACCGAGAUGAUGGCACACGGUCGUGUAUCAGGCAGAGUAUACAAGGAGUAUCUGCAUCACGGCGGCAACUAUUUCACUUUAUUUAUGCUGCUGCUGAUCUCUGUCAUCAGUCAGGUCGCCAUCACCGGAAAUGAUUACUGGACCUCAUAUUGGACUACUUUGGAAGAAAUCAGGCGUACCGGAAAUAUUAAUGACCCAGGCGACUUGAACCCAGUUAUUUUCGGCGACGCGCUAUUUUGGGAUAGUUCAUGUUGUAUGGCGCGGGGUGCCACACGAAGAAAUCAGUUUACAGAGAAACUUGGUCGAGGUGGGUUGUUCUCCAUAUGUUGCGUACUGGCAAUUAGGGCUCAGACUCCAUCUCGAUUAUCGCCGAACUAG